Cynocephalus volans (Philippine flying lemur) is the source of this 2596-nucleotide messenger RNA. It is a transcript of the gene GAS1, whose product is annotated as growth arrest specific 1. Lineage: Eukaryota; Metazoa; Chordata; Mammalia; Dermoptera; Cynocephalidae. The transcript has a single exon. The coding region runs from base 392 to 1405 and encodes 337 amino acids. Gene Ontology annotation, biological process: regulation of cell cycle. Gene Ontology annotation, cellular component: plasma membrane. The record is from RefSeq and is a predicted model, not a curated record.
CGCGGCCGCACAACGGACCUGCAGGCGCGGAGCACGAUGCACCCGCGGCGCCGCGCGGUCCUGCAGCCCCGCCGCCGCCCCGCGGCCCGCAGCCCUCCGGGCCGGCAGUGAGUGCCUCCCGCCAGCGCCGCGGGCCGAGCGGCGGGCUCUGGGGUGGGGGAUCCGGGCGAGGUCUGGGCGGCUGUGCACUCCCAGGAAGCCCGCGCAGCCGGAGCGAGGGACGACCGUCCGCCACCCGCGGGGUACCCGCCGGCGGCGCGCAUGGAUUUAUGAAGACGCACAUGCCCGGAGUGGGCAGGACCUGGGCGAACUUUUCCCCCGGCCGCGCGUCCGCCGCUCCCCGCGCUUCGUCUCCUCUGCCCUGUUCGUCCGGCGGCCGCCGCUGCCCGCGAUGGUGGCCGCGCUGCUGGGCGGCGGCGGCGGGGCCCGCGGGGGGACCGUGCCGGGUGCCUGGCUGUGCCUGAUGGCGCUGCUGCAGCUGCUGGGCUCGGCGCCGCGGGGCUCGGGGCUGGCGCACGGCCGCCGCCUCAUCUGCUGGCAGGCGCUGCUGCAGUGCCAGGGCGAGCCCGAGUGCAGCUACGCCUACAGCCAGUACGCCGAGGCAUGCGCGCCGGUGCUGGCGACGCGCGGCGGGGGCGACGCGCCGGGGGCCGCCGCCGCCGCCUUCCCGUCGCGCUGGCGCUGCCCGAGCCACUGCAUCUCGGCCCUCAUUCAGCUCAACCACACGCGCCGCGGGCCCGCGCUGGAGGACUGUGACUGCGCGCAGGACGAGAACUGCAAGUCCACCAAGCGCGCCAUCGAGCCGUGCCUGCCCCGGACCAGCGGCGGCGGCGGCGCGGGCGGCCCGGGCGCCGGCGGGGUCAUGGGCUGCACGGAGGCCCGGCGGCGCUGCGAUCGCGACAGCCGCUGCAACCUGGCGCUCGGCCGCUACCUGACCUACUGCGGCAAGCUCUUCAACGGGCUGCGCUGCACCGACGAGUGCCGCACGGUCAUCGAGGACAUGCUGGCCGUGCCCAAGGCGGCGCUGCUCAACGACUGCGUGUGCGACGGCCUGGAGCGGCCCAUCUGCGAGUCGGUCAAGGAGAACAUGGCCCGCCUGUGCUUCGGCGCCGAGCUGGGCAACGGCCCGGGCAGCAGCGGCUCGGACGGGGCCCUGGACGACUACUACGACGAGGACUACGACGACGAGCAGCGGCCCGGGGGCGCGGGCGGCGAGCAGCCGCUGGACGACGACGACGGCGCCCCGCACCCGCCGCGCCCGGGCGGCGGCGCUGCUGCAGCGGGCGGCCGCGGGGACCUGCCCUACGGGCCCGGGCGCAGGAGCAGCGGCGGCGGCCGCUCGGCGCCCCGAGGCGCCUGGACCCCGCUCGCCUCCAUCUUGCUGCUGCUGCGGCCGCUCUUCUAGCCCCGGCGUCCCGCGCGCCGGGGCACCUGUGGUCUGAGGGCCAGAUGGACGGGAGGGUGGGGGACACCCCCCAGACUUUCCCAGGCCGCCUCGGCCUAGCCGGUCUCCCCUCCGCCACUCUUGGCACCUCCCAGUCUCCUCUGUCGAGUUUGACUUCUUGGACCUUCGCCCCCGCCCCUGUCCCAGGCCCCAGAAACGCCCGGGAUUCCGGGAGGAAACCUGCUUGGGGAACCGAGAUGGAGUCCUGGACUCGGGAGACAGGACGCUCACCAGUGAGGCCCUGACAGCUCCAAGGGACUGGGCUUGGAGCAGGGGGUCUGAAGGAGAAAUGACUUUUGCAAAGGGGCUGUUUAGGGGGGAAAAAAGUGCCUGUAUCGACUUUUAUUGAUUGUAGCCAGUGAGGGCAUGCAGUCUUGAGUCAACAGAAAAGCCCCAUUUACCAAUUCCUUCGUCUAAUCUUGGCCUCAGCACCAGAAUUCUCAGUGACCCUGGGGAUGCGGGCGGUGAUUGCUUUAGGGGGAACCCCUGAAUCGGUUUUGGAUAACUUUGAGCUCUUGACCUUAAUUUCAUCGCUACCACUCUGAUCUCUUAGCACGUUUUUGGGGAUUAAGGGUCAAAAAAUGUUGAUAUAAAGAGUUGCUACGGGGUUGAACAAUGCAACUUUUUAUUUUAAAAAGCUCUGCACUGCCAUCUACGAAAGCCUCUAUGGUGUUGGUUUGUUGUCAUUUUCUUUACAUCAAGAAAUUUUAUGUUCAAAUAUGCGGAGAAUGUAUACUGCCUCUGCUCCUAUCAGGGUGCUAAACCCUGGUACAUCGUAUAUAAAGUGUAUUAUUAAAACUGGGGUUUGUUACCAGUUGCUGUACUUUGUAUAUAGAAUUUUUAUAAAUUGUAUGCUUCAGAAAUAAUUUAUUUUAAAAAAGAAAAGUUUUAAGUCCCCAUCCGUGUUACACCUUUCCCCCCUGAAAUGUAUAGAACCCAUUUGUCUCCAGGGAUCCAAACCCCACCACAGUUCAUUGUGAAGUGUGCUCUAUCUAGAACAGUCUUAAAAUGUACAGUGUAUUUUAUAGAUUUGAAGUUAACAUUCUUAUUUUCAAAAGAAUUUAUGGACAUUGUAGAAAUGUAUAAAUGCAUUUCCAAACUGCCUUAAACAUUGUAUUUUUAUAAACAUUUUUUAAAAGUCCUAUGUUUUAA